Molecule: messenger RNA, 1905 nt
Organism: Erpetoichthys calabaricus (reedfish)
Lineage: Eukaryota; Metazoa; Chordata; Cladistia; Polypteriformes; Polypteridae
Gene: saxo2
Product: stabilizer of axonemal microtubules 2
Biological process (GO): microtubule anchoring
Cellular component (GO): ciliary basal body; sperm flagellum; cytoskeleton
Molecular function (GO): microtubule binding
Source: RefSeq, a predicted model, not a curated record
CGCGGUAGCUACGCUCAGUCCAGCAAUUUGGUUUGCCUAAACAGGAGGCAGAGAAGGCGGACCGGCAAAGCAGGACGAGGAUUUGGCUGCUUUUAUUAGUGAUACCCAAAAUAAAGAAUUAGCAGAAUGAAGCGCAAAUGCAUAUGUGAAAUCUGCACGUGUGGGCGUCACCGGUGCCCCCAUCAACCCACUGGACUUUACGAGAAGAACAACCAGCCGUGCACCAUAAGUGAAUACACAGAGAAGUACCCCGAGUACAAGGGGACUCUCCCUCCAAGGACCCUGAAACCCAAGCAGGAGUACCAGGCCAACAAAGGAAGAAUGGACGGAGUGACCACAUUUAAAUCUGAUUAUAUUCCUUAUGAAGUCACACGUAGACCUAUCCAGUUGCAAGACGAGUACAGGCCCGGCUCGGGUAACAUAGACCUCGACACGACCUACAAGAUGGACUUCAAUCCACACAAGGUGCAGCCGUUUAUAGCCACCAGGCCCAAAGAGAGAAGACACGUGGCUGAUGGCAAACUGGAAGGACUACCGACGUACAAAGAUGAUUACAGGCCAUGGGAGGUCUCUAAACGAGAUUUGGUCAAGCCAGAUCACGCCUAUCAGCCAUCCUCAUCGAAAUUUGGCAACUCCACUACAUUCCAAGAUGACUUUGCCCCCAAGGGUCUCGUUCCCAGAGAAACCUUCAAGCCGCAGAACAUCGCCAGGGUCGCUGACGCUCCCUUUGACGGCGUCACUAGCCACCGACUUUCUUAUAUUCCUCAUCAAUUAGAACCCAAGUUUAUCAUACCCAAAGAAGAGUACAAACCAAAUGAUAACCCUUUUGAAGAUCUGACCAUUCAUCGUCGGGAUUUCAGAGGUCUUCCCGGGGAGCUGUCGAAAAGUUUCAAGCCAGAAUAUACUAAAGUGACCUCUGACACCCGGUUCAGUGGAAGCACCGAGUUUCGCGAUCGAUUUCAGCAAUGGCCAGUCUCUUUACCUCAGGUGCGCAAGAUGGCGGAGUACGUGGUCCCACCAGGUCAUAUGGACAUGAAUACCACCUCCCACCUCGAUUUUACCGAGCAUAAGGUGCAACCCUUUGCAGCAAUUCGACCCCUGACCCGGGAGAGGCGGAGCAGCGCCCCCUUCCAGGGAAACACUACGAUGAAAGAAGACUUCAAAGCCUGGGAAGCGCGCAGGAGAGAGGUGCUCAAAAAUCAGGAGGAAAUUCAAAAGCCAGUGGGAAAGUUUGACGACAUGACAACCUUCAAAGCCCAUUACAUCCCUCAUGAGAUCAAUGUGUCAAAAACGUUCAAGCCUCAAAACCUGGUCCUGAAGAGCUCCGCCCCAUUUUACGACGGCACCCUCUACCGCACCGAGUUUACCCCCAAGAAAGUUGACGUGUGCCCGGCGAGUUUUCAAAGCCCACCUGGUUACAUGUUCCACGAAUCGGACAAUCGUGGACACAAAUACUUCCACAAGCUCUCGUCGCCUACUGGGAGCAAGUUGACAAACGGCGCUCUGGUUAGCGAGGUGGCGGUCAUGUGAUCAACGUCAUUUACUCUUAAUUAGCCAACGAAUGGAACAAUCAAUUAGUUAUGCUUAGUUACCUUGCUAGAACGUUCUCUCCCAGUACGCUGUAGCCCAGUUUAAUGUUCAAGCACUUAUUGAGAUGAUAGUUAACUACCUGAUUCUUCAUGCAAAAGCUCAAAUGAUAGUCUUACUAUUUAAAACUUUCAACUGUUUCUCGCUAGUGUUUCAUUGCACACUGUCGUUUAUUUAUGAAUGGUAAAACAGAAAAGAGACUUUGAUUUCAGCAUCUGACGAAAAAUUGCAAUUUAUUCUCAGUGAUCGAAAAAUUACUUGUACUAAAUGAAUAAAGUACUGUAUGUAUAUAUCAAAUAAAAAAUGAUUACACUUUGA